Messenger RNA from Penicillium hordei, 1002 nucleotides. RefSeq names its product NmrA/HSCARG family protein. The transcript has a single exon. The record is from RefSeq and is a predicted model, not a curated record. Lineage: Eukaryota; Fungi; Ascomycota; Eurotiomycetes; Eurotiales; Aspergillaceae. The coding region runs from base 1 to 1002 and encodes 333 amino acids.
AUGAGUGCCUGCAAAGUUCUAGUGGUGGUCGGCAUUACGGGAAACCAAGGGUCCUCUGUCGCAAAUGCCUUCCUCAAUCUCCAGGGCUGGCACAUUCGUGGCAUCACCCGAAACCCGUCCUCUCCCGCAGCCCAGCAGCUGAGCUCGAAGGGAGUGGAGAUCGUGAAAGCCGAUCUGGACGACAUCGCUUCCCUCGAGAGUGCAUUCCACGGUGCCUCUGCGAUAUUUGCAGUCACGGACAUCUAUAACCACUUGUUCAACCCCGCCAACUUCCCUAAGGCACAGGAAGCCGGGAUAUCCGUGAAUGAAUAUGCUUGCAACCUCGAGACCACACAGGCCAUGAACAUAGCAAUCGCUGCUAAUUCACCUGCCGUCUCCUCUACGCUCACGCACUUCGUCUUCAGCAGCCUUAGCGAUACUAAGCGCUGGUCGAAGGGCAAGUACACCUGGAACUUCCAUUUCGAUGGAAAGGCACAAGCAGUGAAGCGCAUUCGGGAGGAACUGCCGAGCCUUGCUGCCAAGCUAAGCACUGUUCAGGUCGGAAUGUAUGCAAGCAACUGGAAGGGGGGGCUUGGGCGCCCUCAAAAGCAGGAAGACGGGUCUUUGGUUGUACAAAUUCCCGACGGACCGGAAGUUGAGCUCCCAUGGAUCGUCGUGGACCGAGAUACAGGCGUCUAUGUGAAGGCAUUGCUGGAAAAUUCUCCAGGAAAGCAUGUUCUUGCGUAUACCCAGAUGACCACAUGGCGUGAAUUUUGGACGCUGUGGGCCGAUAUUCGGAAUGUCAAGAUUGAUAUAAAGGUGGUUGGCCUAGACGACUACUUCAAAACACUACCGGAGUUUCUUUCGAGGGAGUUCCAAGACUCCUUAAGGUAUAUUGUGGAAUUUGGAUAUACUGGUGGGGACCCUGAUGUGUGCUGCACGCUACAAGAUUUGUCGCCGGAGUCUAAAACAGCAAGCCUGAAAGAGUACAUAGAGGAUGAGGACUGGUCUAGUCUUGAGUAA